AUGGUCACUACACGAAAACGAAGCAUCGCUGCUGCUGCCGACGACGACGAACAAGUGAAUGUGGAUUCUCAAUCGUCAGCUCGCACGGACAUGGCGGACAAUGAGAGUGACAACAACACAAUCAGUCAUGAUCGCAAACGUCAAAAGAAGACCACCCCAUUGGACCAGGAUCAGCCAGCCAAAGUGGAGCAGGAACAACCUAUGGAAGUGGUUAAAGCAAAAGCAACAAAACGUACAAAGAAAGCUGCCGUCAUUAAGACCCAAGUAGUGGUGCGUCGACAGCCUGUGCGUGCAUGUCGCACUAAAGCUGAAUCAUCCAAGAAGGAUAUGGUGAUAGUGGAUGCUGUUCCAAGCUCAUCCAAAGCUGUUGGUACUCGUACUCGCAAGAAGAAAAAGGAGGAGGAGGAGAAGGAUCCACUCAUUGGUCAUCCUAAGCCAGCAUUAUCCAUGGAGCUAUGGGAGUUGAUCUUAGUGGAGGUUGCUCACUUUCCACCAUCUCAACUUAUUGAGCUUGCAUUGGCAUCAAAAGCAAUGUGUUCUAUGGUCAUGUCCUUACCUGUGUGGCAGAAUAUCAUCAACGUUUCAGGCAUCAAACCGGUUCCAAAGCGCCCCAAAACACCAAUCACACCCUAUCAGCAUGUCUUUAACCAUCGUGCUCGGAUUUGUGAACAAUGUUAUGGAUACGCUUAUCUGAAUGGACCAAAAGCGGCAUUGCCAGUUUUCUCGGUUGAAGAAGGUCGACGUAUUCAAAUGUGUCUUCCCUGUCGACAAGAAUAUUAUGAACGGCAUCCAGAGCCACCGCCACCUGUACAAAGCGAUGAGGAAGAAGACGACGAUGAUGAUGAUAAUCAGCAUGGACGACGACGACAACGUGGAGGACGACGACGACGUCCACGCCUCAUCACCAAAACGCGUGGCCAAAGCAUGUUCCGGUUACAGAAUCGACAUAUGGAUAUGAUUCCCUAUGAUGAGGCACGCAAUCCACAUUAUCGAGCUGCAGCACCCAUGCGUUUAUAUGAGAUACAUGCCAUUCGAACACAAGCUCGACGCAUUCAUGGAGGUGAUGUGGGAAUAGAAGCUGCGGUGGCUCGUGCUCGUACGAUGGCUGAAACUAGACGUCGCAAUUUGGAGAUUCGACGCUUACGGCAAGAAGAAUUACGACGUCAACGAAGAGAAGAAGUGGAAACUCGAUUGGAACGUGAGAAUUUGCAACAACGCACAGCUAUCAACGAGGUGAAUCAAUACAUCAUCCAUGGUCGAGCUUUUGGUUUCCUCAACACAAUCGAAACCCUUGAUGAAAUUAUCGAUCUUAUCCGUUUACGUGAAGGACGUCGUGCCGAACUUGUCCAACGAUUGGAGCAGGAAGAUGUACAAGUCAAUGCAUUUCGUGAUAUCUUUGCAAGAUAUGUGACCCAUGGUGUGCCUGAUAUUGAUACGGCAGUGGCUCGCUAUGUCAGAAUUUAUGGAAUCAAUACGCUAUCUCGAGAACGAGUAAAUCCACCACCACAAAUGCAACGACAACCACAACCGCUAUCACAGCCGCCACGACAAGAACAACCUCAAGAGGAAUCACAAGAGGAACAACCACAAGAAGAACAACCUCAAGAAGAACAACCUCAAGAAGAGCACUCUCAAGAACAACCUCAAGAACAACCUCAAGAGGAACAACCACAAGAAGAACAACCUCAAGAUCACUCUCAAGAACAACCUCUAGAGGAACAACCUCAAGAAGAGCACUCUCAAGAACAACCUCAAGAGGAACAACCGCAAGAAGAACAACCUCAAGAGGAAUCACAUGAGGAACAACCUCAAGAACAAGAACAACAACCGUCCCAAGAACAUCCGCCACAAGAACAAUCUCAAGAAGAACAACAGUGA
Molecule: messenger RNA, 1878 nt
Organism: Lichtheimia ornata
Lineage: Eukaryota; Fungi; Mucoromycota; Mucoromycetes; Mucorales; Lichtheimiaceae
Exons: 3
Coding region: 1-1878 (625 amino acids)
Source: RefSeq, a predicted model, not a curated record